AUAUUCCAUUGUUUUCUAGGUAUACUCGUGGCAGAAGCCUUCAACAGAACUCAGUUGAUCUACAGCGCCAGCAUGAAGAAAUACUUCUACACGACUCUCUUCCUGACUUCCUUCGCUGUUGGCUUCUACCUGCUGCUUAAAGCUGUGGGUGUGGACCUGCUCUGGACCCUGGAGAAGGCUCAGAGGUGGUGUGUGAAGCCAGAGUGGGUUCACAUGGACUCCACGCCCUUCGCCAGCCUCCUGCGUAACAUGGGCACGCUGUUCGGCCUGGGCCUGGGCCUGCACUCACCCCUCUACACCGAGACCAAGAAGAGCAGCAGCAGCUCGGCGGUCAAAGCGCUGAGCGUCAUCAGCACUCUGCUCCUGCUGCACCUGUUCGACUCCUUCAAGCCUCCCACGCACACCGCAGCUCUGUUCUACCUGCUGUCCUUCUGCAAGAGUGCCACCGUGCCUCUGGUCACCGUCAGCAUCAUCCCGUACUGUGUGAAAGGAGCUCUGAGCCUGCAGAACAAAAAGGGAAUUUGAGAGAAGAACUCAGAUUGGACACACUUACAUGUGAAGGAAUCUCUUCCGGAUCAAGAAAAAAUACGUUCCUCUGGUGCUUUUGUUUUUAUAUGUCCAACUGUUCCUCAGGGAAGAGCCAAUAAGAUCAAUGUGAAUUGGUCACUUGUGUGAUUUGUACACUCUUUGUGACAUUAUGUGAAGCACUCUCCAGGAUGCUGAGUGGCACCAAUUAUGAGUUUAGCAAAAUAUGAUAAUUCAAUUUGUUGAGUCCUGGAAAAAACAGAACAAUGAACACACACGCUGCACUUGUUGUGUUUAACCUCAUCUUAAAGACAAUGGCCACCGCUCACAGCAUGGUAUUUCAACUGUAUUAGUAAUG
Molecule: messenger RNA, 883 nt
Organism: Notothenia coriiceps (black rockcod)
Lineage: Eukaryota; Metazoa; Chordata; Actinopteri; Perciformes; Nototheniidae
Product: glucose-6-phosphatase-like
Exons: 1
Biological process (GO): glucose 6-phosphate metabolic process; gluconeogenesis
Cellular component (GO): membrane
Molecular function (GO): glucose-6-phosphatase activity
Source: RefSeq, a predicted model, not a curated record